AUGCGUUUAAAAGACAGAGACACUGCUGCGACUGACAUUUCCCUUACAUUGCCUACUGCAAAUAAGAUGUCUGCUCCUGAGCAAAAUCCUGCUGCAAAAUGCAAAUUUUGGAGUCUCAAAAUUCUGCACGCCAUUAUUCCUCAUUUAUUUUUGGUCUUCCUCUUGGUAAUGUAUGCUGUUUUUGGAGCGUUUCUGUUUGAGCAGUUAGAAAGCACCAACAAAUCAGCAGAGAACUAUGAUAUUUUUUUGAAUGAGCUGUGGGAAAUUGCCAACCAAACUCAUGAUAAAGGAGGGAUUGAAACUACAUCUGGGAAACAGUACUUUAAGAAAAACAUAAGGAAAAAACUGAUGGAUUUCCAAAGUUAUUGGUCCAGCCUUAAUGAAAACAAAAAUCAAUGGAAUUUUCUCGGGUCUCUGUUUUUCUGUUGCACUGUUUUCACAACUGUGGGUUAUGGUCAUAUUUAUCCUUUAACAGUAGGAGGAAAAAUUGCCUGCAUGUUCUACGCAACGUUUGGAAUCCCCAUUAUGCUAUUAGUCAUCACUGACGUUGGAGACAAGCUGGCAGCUUUACUUUCCAAAGUUUACAACCACGUAAGAAAGCGACUAAAAAAGAAUACAUCUCCACCACCCUCAGAACCCCCCUCAAGGUUGUCUUCAUUCAAACAGAGCUUCUCAAAAUCGGAAGCAAAGUCGGCAACAAGGUCCAUCUCUAUGAAAGGGGGCUCGCAUGUGAUCAUUACACCAAUGAGCAUAAAAAGUGUGUUGAACAGUCAGUCUUCUGUCAAAAAGAAAUCUGAGCUGUUGAGGAAAACUGAAAUAUUCGAAAAAUUAAUUGUUCAAGAAAACUUUAAUCAGAAGACUUUUGAGCUUUGCAAGAGAAGUCGGAGUAAGUCAUGUCCCCAGCUGGAUCUAAAGCCAGUUGAAGGCGACAGUUUUUUUCCAUGUCUGGGACAAGAACUCGAAAAGUUUGAUGUGCCAAUCCUGAUUAUCAUAGGUGUUAUUAUUGCCUACAUUCUUUUUGGUGCAGGGAUACUUUCAAUUUGGGAAAAAUGGAAAUAUCUUGAUUCUUUUUAUUUCUACUUUAUUACAAUUACCACAAUUGGCUUUGGAGAUUUUGUGCCUGAACAUCCAAAUUUUUUCAUGAUAAUGUCUAUUUUAAUUAUUACUGGUAUGGCAAUCAUGUCAAUGGCUUUUAAGUUAACCCAGAACAGGAUAGCAUUAUGCUACCAUGAAGUAAGUAUAUGGAUCAAUGGUGGAAAGAAAAACAAAUUUAAAGUAAUUUGA
Molecule: messenger RNA, 1284 nt
Organism: Hemiscyllium ocellatum (epaulette shark)
Lineage: Eukaryota; Metazoa; Chordata; Chondrichthyes; Orectolobiformes; Hemiscylliidae
Gene: kcnk18
Product: potassium channel, subfamily K, member 18
Exons: 3
Coding region: 1-1284 (427 amino acids)
Biological process (GO): potassium ion transmembrane transport; stabilization of membrane potential
Cellular component (GO): membrane
Molecular function (GO): potassium ion leak channel activity
Source: RefSeq, a predicted model, not a curated record